AUUAUUUUCUCGGUCGCGACUCGCGAGCGGCAAUUGGACGCAUCGCAUCGGAUCUCUUCCUCCGGUCUUCUCUGACCUCUGGGCCUCUGACUCCGCGCCCACACCGCCACUGCCUCUGGCCUCCAGCCACCUCCCGAUCUGGCCGAGCUCGCCUCCCCGGAGGCGGCGCAUGGAUCCCGCCUCGUCGGUGGCCGCCGAGUUUUGGCGGCCGCCGUACCACCACCUCCGGGCCUCGUCCGUCGUCACCGCCGCCGCCCGCUCCGGGGGCGGCUCCAGCAGCCGCAGGAGACCGCGGCGCGACGCCGCGGCGUCGUCCGAGGAGGAGCCGUCCAAGCUCGUUUCCACGUCGGGCACCGCCGCCAGCAGCAGCGCGGGCUGCCAGGACUCGGCUGACCCAGAAGCAAAACGGUUGAAACAGAUAGCACCUAGUGAAAAAAAUGACAGAAGGACAGAAGCUGAAACAAAUUCAGGGAACGCUAGCAAGUCUGCUGAUAAAAAGCCUGCACCUAAAGAGCCACCAAAAGACUACAUCCAUGUGAGGGCUAGAAGAGGUCAAGCAACGGACAGCCAUAGCCUCGCAGAAAGAGCACGACGAGAGAAGAUAAGUGAACGGAUGAAAGUUCUUCAAGAUAUUGUCCCUGGAUGCAACAAGGUUAUCGGGAAAGCAUCAGUCCUUGAUGAGAUAAUAAAUUACAUCCAGUCUUUACAGCGUCAAGUAGAGUUUUUGUCCAUGAAACUUGAAGCGAUUAAUGCUCAUGUGAGCAAUGCAACUGUAGCUUUUCCAACCAAAGAUUUUGGUGUUGCGCCAUAUAAUACUGCUCCUAGCCUGACGUUGGACCCACAAACGCCAAGGGAAUACGCCCAGGGCUCGAUGUCAGAUUGGCUUCACAUGCAGGUCGGCAACGCAUAUGAAAGAGUGACAUGAAUAAAACGAGGAAUCCAUAAAACAAGCUGAAUUCCUUGUGGUAGCCAAUAAAGAGUACCAGGAUCAACCGAGUCCACAGUACCAGGUUCAUUUUCUUCUUCUUCUCGUGGUCAUCGUGACGCCAAAGUUAGUUUAUUUUAUUCCUAGUUUGGGGGCAUUAGCGCCGUAGAUGCGUCAUUCCACAUCCAUCUAGGAGGGAGCACUGUCGUUUACUGUAUACGGAUUUCGUGAUGUAUCCCGGGAAAUUUUUGUAGAUCGGACUCGUAGAAGAAGAGAUUGCAAUUGCAAUACUGUGUAUCACUCUGAUGUUGUCCAGUUUGAGAACUUGACAGGUGUAUGGGAUUUGCCCCGAGGCUGCUGGUUU
Messenger RNA from Zea mays, 1289 nucleotides. RefSeq names its product transcription factor BHLH094. NCBI's taxonomy places the organism in Eukaryota, Viridiplantae, Streptophyta, Magnoliopsida, Poales, Poaceae. The transcript has 6 exons. The record is from RefSeq and is a predicted model, not a curated record. Bases 170 to 925 code for a protein of 251 amino acids. Gene Ontology annotation, cellular component: nucleus. Gene Ontology annotation, molecular function: protein dimerization activity; DNA-binding transcription factor activity. Gene Ontology annotation, biological process: regulation of DNA-templated transcription.